Messenger RNA from Punica granatum (pomegranate), 2100 nucleotides. The record is from RefSeq and is a predicted model, not a curated record. NCBI's taxonomy places the organism in Eukaryota, Viridiplantae, Streptophyta, Magnoliopsida, Myrtales, Lythraceae.
ACAGACACACAGACACACACACACACAUAUAUAUAUAUUGAUUACAAUGGAACAAAGUAGCCGUAGUAGUAGUGCGGUUGUGCUCUUCUUGUUCUUGAAAGGAAACAGUAGCGGGUGAUCGCUUGCUAACACGACAGCGCGAAGGAGUCAACUUUCUCAUUCCCCAUCUUUCAACAAUUAUUGGCGUUUUACUUAUUUUCCUCCUCGGUGCUUCAUGGGAAGAAAAGCCUCAAUCUUUGGUGCUGUCUCCGAUGAUUCUUGCUUGUCAUUGCGAACCCUUUAAAGGGUAAUCGCAUUUGCAGAAGAAUAGGGGAGUAAUUGUUUAUGUGCGGCAGCACGCUGUGGAGCUGAUGCGCGAGUCAAGGAAGGAUAGGAUUGUGGUACGACAGUUGAAAUCCGUGCGUUUGGUUGAAGGCGUGGGUAAUCUUGGAGUGACCGAUUCUUGCCGGUGAGCAGUCUGAUCCCUUCAGUUUUUCAAUCUUGGAGACGUGGGUAAUCUUGGAGCGACCGAUUCUUGGCGACCUGAUACGAGUCUGAGCUGAGAUGGCGGUGGCGAGGUUGGAUGCCUUGGUCGGACAUACAUCCUCUGGGAAUAAACGGGCCCGAAUGACAUCUCAAACGGAGGACAAGGCAGACAGACUAAGCGAAUUGCCUGAGCAUUUAAUAGAUCAUAUUCUCUCGCUCUUGCCUAUCAAGGAUGCAGUCAAAACUAGUAUGUUAUCAAGAAAAUGGAGGUACAGAUGGACUACACUACCUGAACUCGUAUUUGAUGAUCUCUGCGCUCCUACUUCUUCUGAUGCUCAAUCAUCAAAUUCUGUGUUGGGGAAGAUCAUCAACGAUGUUUUAUUAAUUCACACGGGCCCAGUACGUAAGUUUGUGAUCUCUCACAAGAAAUUCCAUGCUGAUGCCGAGAUUGGUCGCUGGCUUUAUUAUUUAUCGAGGGUUUCCCUCAAAGUACUAGUCCUAAAUUUCUCAGUGGGCCAUUGUUGCAAGACACUUUCUAGCCUAUUCUCCUGUCAGCAUUUAGUUAAUCUGAAACUCUCCCGCUGUUCUGUGAAUCUUCCAUCUACAUUUGGAGGAUUCAAGCAUCUGAAAAGGAUGGAGCUUUCCCUUUGUUCCCUGUCGCAAGAUGGGCUUGAGAGGCUGAUCAUGAGCUGCCCUUUGCUGGAGAAGAUGAUCUUGAAAAGUGUGGAUUGGCAUAUCAGUCGGCUCCAUAUUACUGCGCCAAAACUUCGUUGCCUUAUACUUAUUGGAACUUUUAACUUAAAGGAUGUGAGGUUUGGAGCCAACCGUUUGACUGAAGUAGGCGUCUGUUUUCCAAAGGACAUCAAUGAAUCUGGGCGAGGUUAUGUUAAUCAAAGCUACAGCAAUUUGGUCGACUUUUUUGAUCAGCUGCCACUUAUUGCUGUACUUCAAGUUCGGAACUUGCUGAAGUGCUGGUCUUGUGGUGAUAUGCCUGAGAAGUUGCCUAGUCCAUGCCUUUAUCUCAGAACCCUCAGAGUAUACGUUGACUUUGGCAGUGAGAAGGAGAUCUCAAUCGUUCUGUGCCUCCUAAGAAGUUGCCCGGAAUUACGUGGAUUACAACUUAAAGCUUGUCCAUCCAGCGGACAGAGAAAUGCUGAUGCAGGAUAUGGCUUCUGGGAACGCCACCGUUCACCUCAUCCGUUGCUGCAAUUACGGGCGGUGGCAAUUUUUGGGAUUUCAGGCUCUAGGUUGGAGCUGGGACUCAUUAGGUUUGUACUAGGGAAUUCUCCGUUGUUGAAAAAGAUGUUCAUUGUAGGGCCAGUUCCUUCCACGUCCCAGUUGCUAAAAGACUUGUUGCAGAUCGAGAGAGCCUCGCCUCACGCCCAAGUCGUAGAUCUAGAUGCUAAGGACAUUAUUCCAGACAAGUUUUUCAGGACAUUCUUGUCCCUGCAUGAAGACUAGUAUCUCAAUACUUAGGGUCUCUUUUAACUUCGUUACUUUAAUUGAAGCAAGGUAUAAGCUACUCUCAUACGCUUCAGCAAAUUAAGAUCAUAUCACUCACUGAAUUUUUCCUCUCUUCUUUAUCCUUGAAUCGUUUGGACUCCAAUGAUAUAUUGACCAUAAGUUCUGAUGAAA